This is a messenger RNA of Larimichthys crocea (large yellow croaker), 2899 nucleotides long. RefSeq names its product casein kinase 2, alpha 4 polypeptide (gene csnk2a4). Gene Ontology annotation, molecular function: protein serine/threonine kinase activity; ATP binding. Gene Ontology annotation, cellular component: protein kinase CK2 complex; nucleus; cytosol. NCBI's taxonomy places the organism in Eukaryota, Metazoa, Chordata, Actinopteri, Sciaenidae. Gene Ontology annotation, biological process: regulation of cell cycle; peptidyl-threonine phosphorylation; peptidyl-serine phosphorylation. The record is from RefSeq and is a predicted model, not a curated record. Bases 385 to 1566 code for a protein of 393 amino acids. The transcript is spliced from 13 exons.
CCUCCGCGGCCUCCGUCGUAGGACUCGGGGACGUAGGUGGCGGCAGUCGGCCAUAUUGUCUCUGAUACAGCAGAAAUCACACACUGGCACGGACACACCGGCGACGGAGGGAGGCGAGGAGCGUUGGCCGGACGAAACUCAGCUCAUUGGGAAGCAUUUCGGUCGUCGAAUUGAUCAAGGGGCUAUCCCACCGUGCCCCUGGUGGCCCCUUCCCCCGUCCUCAGGCAAAGCCCCCCCCCCCAAACCCCUUGCCCUGUUGGCUUCAGCCCCCCUCAUCCCCUACCUUCCCUCCUGUUCCUCCCUCCCUCCCACCCGUCCUCCCUGUACUCCAACUGUCCUCCGCUGCAGUAAGGUCUCCCCACCAUCUCUGCCAAGCUGUCGGACAUGUCAGGACCCGUGCCUAGCCGGGCCCGAGUGUACACCGAGGUCAACACUCAUCGGCCCAGGGAGUACUGGGACUACGAGUCUCACGUAGUUGAAUGGGGAAACCAGGAUGACUUUCAGUUGGUGCGGAAGCUAGGGCGUGGCAAGUACAGCGAAGUCUUUGAGGCAAUCAACAUCACCAAUAAUGAGAAGGUGGUGGUAAAGAUUCUCAAGCCUGUGAAGAAAAAGAAGAUCAAGCGUGAGAUCAAGAUUUUGGAGAACCUGCGUGGAGGUCCUAACAUAAUCUCCCUCACUGAUAUCGUCAAAGACCCCGUGUCGCGGACACCUGCCUUGGUCUUUGAACACGUCAACAACACAGACUUCAAGCAACUGUACCAGACCCUGACAGAUUAUGACAUCCGGUUCUACAUGUACGAGAUCCUCAAGGCCCUGGACUACUGCCACAGCAUGGGAAUCAUGCAUAGAGAUGUGAAGCCACAUAAUGUGAUGAUUGAUCAUGAACACCGCAAGUUGCGCCUUAUUGACUGGGGGCUGGCAGAGUUUUACCACCCAGGACAGGAGUACAAUGUCAGAGUGGCCUCCCGCUACUUUAAAGGACCUGAGCUCCUGGUGGACUAUCAGAUGUAUGAUUACAGUCUGGAUAUGUGGAGCUUGGGCUGUAUGUUGGCGAGCAUGAUCUUCAGGAAGGAGCCCUUCUUCCACGGCCAUGACAACUAUGACCAGUUGGUGAGAAUAGCAAAGGUUCUAGGGACUGAAGACCUCUACGACUACAUCGACAAGUACAACAUUGAGCUGGAGCCUCGCUUCAACGACAUUCUGGGAAGGCAUUCUCGUAAGCGGUGGGAGCGUUUUGUCCACAGUGAGAACCAGCACCUGGUCAGCCCAGAGGCUCUAGAUUUCCUCGACAAGCUGCUGCGCUACGAUCACCAGGCCCGGCUGACAGCCCGCGAGGCCAUGGAUCACCCUUACUUCUUCCCCAUUGUGAAAGAUCAGUCUCGUGUGGCCGGAUCAGCCAACCUGCCCAGUGGGAACACAGCUGUCAGCACAGCCAGCAUGAUCACUGGUAUCUCUGCCUUGCCAGCCUCCACUGCCCUGGGCCCUCUCACUGGCUCGCCGGUCCUGUCUGCUGCCACCAACGCCCUGAGCACCCCGGUGCCCGCUGCUGCCGGCGCCCCGCAGUGACACCCCUCCCAAAUCCACACUUGCCCCCACCCCACCCCCCCAGUGUCCUCUCUCUCUCUCUCCAAAUCUCUCCCACCUCUACCACUACCCAACCCAGGGGGGGAGGAGAAACUAGACAGGUGCCAGCCCUCACCACAUCCAACUUAACUCUGCGCCUCACCGACCUCCUGGUUGGAGGAAAAGAAAACUUUUUUUUGUUUGUUUUUUUUCCUCCUCGAACGAACGUGUUAACCUGACAUCUGAAAUCGAAUGUUCUGUGUUACUGAAUAUACAGGUAUUCCUUUCAUUUUCCCACAAGUCGUAGUGAAUACAAAGGGGGUGUGUGUGUUUGUGUGGUGAGUCUGAGAGCGAGCAUCUGUGGCUGACCCCCCCCUGUUGUUUCAGUUUGAAUUGUGAAGGCAGGGGUCAAUAAGUACAUCAGCAGAAGGCAAAAGAAAGAAGUUGGCAAUCAGGACCAAAAGGAGCACAUCCUGUAUAGUUUACUACUGCAGCGUCAUCAAAAACAAGACCUGAUGAGAACACUUAAUGUACCUCCCCAGAUGAGUCUAAACACCCUCCAGAUCACAGCAUUUUGGAAGUGUUUGGUGCUGUUCUGUGCUCCAGGUGUAUGUGACACUUCAACACUUACUCUGCCUGUAGUAGUUUUGUCUUGCCUUUCUUACCAGACCAGAUCACCAGUCUUCUUUUGAUAAUGCGACUUCCCCCGUCAUCAUGUCAUCGGUUGUUAAUUUGUUUUGUAUCGAAAUGUUCUGGACUGCUGGAUAAGGUUCAUUUGACAUCAAGUGGUUUGAUCAACUCUAGUGUUGUACUAUGAUCUCUUUAAGAAGCCAGGUAUGGUUCAUUCAGGUUCUCAAAGAAAUGGUUUCUCAAACGUGCUGCUUUCCAGUUCCUUGAAUUACUUCAAGUGGCUUUUCUUGAAUUACUUCAAGACAUAACCAAAGUUUACUCGGUUGGAAGAAGAGACUGACCAAACCUAGUUUUGUGUUGUGGGAGUUCCUCAUGCUGUAACACAGGUUGACAGUUUGGGUUCUAGUGAAUAAGAUGACAACAAUAAUCAUCUGCAGGUGACUAAAGUGCUGUUAGUGUUGGAGGAAAGUUCCGUCGUGUAGUGACAUGGGUAAGCUUUGUGACGAGUGUUACAAUUUACUUGCUUUCACCAACAUGUUUAGGGAAGUAUUGAAGUUGAAAUGUUGAAUAGCACUUGAAGGGUAGACUUCCCCACCCCCGCUCCCAGUGUUUUAGUGCCAGAGUUUGAAAGUAAGUUUUAGACCCUGCUGUACAUAUGCAUCUUUUUUUUUUUUUUUUUUUUCAUUUCAAAACCUGAAAAUGCAAA